Messenger RNA from Paramacrobiotus metropolitanus, 2235 nucleotides. RefSeq names its product transcription factor IIIB 90 kDa subunit-like. Bases 261 to 1766 code for a protein of 501 amino acids. NCBI's taxonomy places the organism in Eukaryota, Metazoa, Tardigrada, Eutardigrada, Parachela, Macrobiotidae. Gene Ontology annotation, molecular function: RNA polymerase III type 3 promoter sequence-specific DNA binding; RNA polymerase III general transcription initiation factor activity; TBP-class protein binding. Gene Ontology annotation, biological process: transcription preinitiation complex assembly; DNA-templated transcription initiation; transcription by RNA polymerase III. The transcript has 6 exons. The record is from RefSeq and is a predicted model, not a curated record. Gene Ontology annotation, cellular component: nucleus; transcription factor TFIIIB complex; transcription preinitiation complex.
CGAAAUCAUAAGUGCAGUAGCACGUUUGGAAAAUUUAAACAGACGAUGAAAUUUAGGGAUUCGAUUUAGAUCUAGAAUUUGAAAGGCCAAAGGAUUAUUAAAGAUGUGAUUGUGGACUUUUCCGUUUAUGACUCCCCGAAAUCACGAAGCCGACUUUUGGCGUUCCUGUCACUUCCUAGCAGUCAGCUUAGUCGUCUCAUCUGCCAGUCGUCUGGUUCGCUCUUGUCUUCUAUAGGCUUCUGUAAGCAUCCACUGCCAGAAUGGCGGAAGUGGCGGGGGAUUCUGUUUGUCUGUAUUGCUCAUCAACGGAUAUUGAGACAGACUACAGCAAGGGACAGUCGUAUUGCACCAAUUGUGGCGCCUUUCAAGAGCAGGAACUGAUAACCAACAGCCUUCAGUAUGAAACCGGACCGUCGGGCCACAACACCCAAGCUGGGCGGACCGUCCGUUUGGACACCCAAGGAUACCUUGGCCAAACGGGUAAUCCUCUGAAAGGCGGAAUUGCUCGUUCUUCCAAGGAGACGACGCUGCAACGCAACGAGGAUCGCCUCCGUGGUUUGGGCAGUUUAUCAAAAUGCGAUGCUGCAGUGUGUAUGCAUGCCUUCCGUAUCUAUAGAAUGGCGUACGAUGCUGGCAUGACACGCAAACGGUCCAUUGACGUUCUGUUAUCCGCUUGCCUGUACAUUUCUUCCCGUCGGUGUAAAACCGGACAUAUGUUAGCGGAUUUUGUGCCACACCUUCCCGGAGAUAUCUUCGAUCUCGCCAAAACCGUCCGCUUCCUCGUAACUCGUCUGUGUAUAGAUGUCCCUAUGCAGAACCCAGUGCAUCAAGUGGAGAGAUUCUGCAAUGCACUGGUGGAGGACAAGGUUCUCGUCCAGAAGCUGGUUACGAUGGCCCGCAAAAUUGUUGAACGAAUGCGCAUGGACUGGAUCGAUGCCGGGCGUAAGCCAAGCGCAGUGGCAGCGGCGGCCGUGAUCAUCGCUUGCAGGGUGUACAAUUACGAAGUGGAUCUCGAGACAGUCGCCAGUGUGGCGCAAGUUGCUGGUGUGACUAUUCGUCGGCGGUUAAUUGAGUUCGCCAGGACGCAGAGUGCCAGAUACAUGCCCAGUCAGUUCGGCACCCCAGAGAUGGAAAAUCUUCCACGGGCGCAGUAUCAUCCGGCCAUAUUCCAGGCCCGUAAAGGCAAGACAAGUGGCCCGUGGAUGGUGCAGGCUGCAGAGCGCAAAAAAUACGCGCUCUGUUUGAGGCAGUUGUUAGCAGCGAUUAUCGAUGGAUUGAAGGAUGAAAAUAAAUACAAUGAUGAACAGUGGAGCGAUCUCGGACACAGCUUGAUUGUACUGAACACCACUUUAGAAAUGGUGGAAUCCCGGUGGAAACUGAGUUACGAGAAGAGUUUGUUCAUUGCCACCAAUCUUCGCCCAGCGAUUACGGAUGAAGAAUAUGAAACCGGUAAAGAGAUUGUGUGUCACGAAUACCUUCACUCCCUAAUGUGCAACCAAGCCGAACAAAAAAUUCGUUACUUAUACCUUAACGAGAAGCAUGGUGACUUGUUGACUAAACGAGCGGAAAAGAAGCGCGAAAUGGAAAGCGAAGAAGCAACCGGCAAAAGCAAGCGUAGUACAAGAAGGAGAACUGGUAAGGCUGCUCAUGGACCACGUCAAGGAGAACCUAAGCCCUCGGAGGUGGUGCAGACGUCCACCAAGGUUGACUAUGAUAGGUUCAACGACUAUUUGAAAAAUUUCGACGGAACCAAUGAUGACUUUUAACUUGUCGCUGUUGCGGUUUGGCCUGGUCAGGUAUAAAUGGCGGUGAAGAUUUCGGGGUUUAUAAUUAUUUUAUACAUGUUCAGCGAAGGUUGACUUUUGUAGACGGAUGGAUGAUAUAUCUCUUCGUAUGUUUGUCUUUUUAUUCUGAUGGACGCAUAGACGGAACUCUGAAGCAAGUCCAUUGACUUUUCGCACAGAUGUUGUUUUAUUCAGCAUUUAGGUAAUUUUGAAAGGCGUGAUAGGUAUCAUGAUUGCCAUUUAACUAAAUGAAAUGGGCUUAUAUAAAACUGUAGCCAGAAUAAAUGAUUCAACAGCUCGUUACAAGGCACGACAGCGGAGUGAUAGAUGAGUUAUCUUCAUUUACUGUUUUUGUUCUUGAUGUUAGUAAUAACACUAUCAUUAAAUUUCUUAAGGAAAGAGCAACAAUUGUAAACCCAUUUAAGAAACAAGAACAAAUGCAUCACCUCAG